UUUUUGUAAACGAGCUGAUGAUGAAUUUCAAGUUCUUCCAACAGUCAGCUAAUCAAUCUAGAAUAGGCUUUCACUGAGAGCACAAACAAAGUCAGGAAUUCAAGUAAGGCGCGCGAUACAAUCACACAAAAUCCAUUAACAUUUCAAAUUUUCUUUAUGCACUUUACAGGAAUUGGUAUAAUCGAGAAUCAUUUUUCCUUUGUGGAACAAAAACGCGAAAGUCUUAAGGAUAUAUCUUCAUAUUGAGCUCAGCAUUUGUGCAAAGUCGUCGAAUAUUUUGAUGUGACUAUUGAAAGUCGCAUCGUCUGUCUGCUUCUCGUGACCUCGUCUUCAUCAUCUACCGCAUCAUGCCCUACUACACUGGCAGAAGCGACGAGCAGCUGGGCAACUCGAUGCGUUUGCAGAUCAGGGCCUCUAUCGCCUGGUCGUCGGAGCGUAAUAUGGUCGCCAAGUUGACGCCGUUGGUGUGCACUUUGAUUGCCGCUGGCUUUACCUAUGGCUAUACAUCGAAAUUCAUUGAACCCUGCGCGUAUCCGACGCGCGAUGUUUUCUUUUCGCGUUACAUCAAGAGCGGAUGCACCAAGGCGGAGAUGAAGGCAUUGGACACCAUAAGUAUUGGUGUUUUGAUCAUUUUGCUCACCUACAUCGAUUUCUAAUCUGAAAUCCAUCUGAAUUGUGGCAAAAGAAUAUGAGAAAGUAGAAGAGAAAAAGGUUCCUAAACGUAAACGU
Messenger RNA from Drosophila sulfurigaster albostrigata, 729 nucleotides. RefSeq lists its product as uncharacterized. Bases 348 to 656 code for a protein of 102 amino acids. The record is from RefSeq and is a predicted model, not a curated record. The transcript has 2 exons. NCBI's taxonomy places the organism in Eukaryota, Metazoa, Arthropoda, Insecta, Diptera, Drosophilidae.